Gambusia affinis (western mosquitofish) is the source of this 4759-nucleotide messenger RNA. RefSeq names its product cAMP-specific 3',5'-cyclic phosphodiesterase 4B-like. The transcript has 17 exons. Lineage: Eukaryota; Metazoa; Chordata; Actinopteri; Cyprinodontiformes; Poeciliidae. Gene Ontology annotation, cellular component: nucleus; perinuclear region of cytoplasm; cytosol. The record is from RefSeq and is a predicted model, not a curated record. Gene Ontology annotation, biological process: signal transduction. Gene Ontology annotation, molecular function: 3',5'-cyclic-AMP phosphodiesterase activity. The coding region runs from base 918 to 3527 and encodes 869 amino acids.
UCUUUCUCUCUCUCUCUCUGUCUCUGUCUCUCUCUCUGUCUUUCACUCUGUCUGUCUUUCUCUCUGUGUGUGUCUUUCUCUCCCUCUCUUUCUCUGUGGUGAUACACUGCAAUGUCUGCAGAUAGACAGACGAACGAACAGGAGACAGAGACGGAAGGAGACGAGUAAAAGCAAGACAAGGCCCAGCCCUUCUUCCCAUUGAUCUUCUGGCGAUCAAGGAGAAGACUCAAGGAUGUCUUUCGUCAAAUCAAAUCAGGAGUUUGGAAUUUGAUGUCCCAGAUGAGGCAGCAAUAUCCAGAGAGACUUGCCCAGCCGAGAUUGGAUCCAAGUGACCGGUCUUAUUACGGAAAACCAACCUGAGAGACGUUACAGACCUGCUGCAGAGUUUUUAAGGUUCUCCUGGAUUCUGGAUGGUUUGGAAAAUGACUGGCUGGCAGGAUUAAUUUACCGUAGCCACCAUGUGAUCCACUCUUCAAGCCGGAUACGUGCCGAGAAGAAUUUGAGGAGAUGAUGAUACCUUUAGUGGCGUCGUCUGGGAUUUUUAUCUGGAUGUUCCACAAGCUCAUCUAACGGGAUGACAAUUGUUUUUAAUUCCUUUGCCUCCGAUUUUGGCUUUGGGGUAAAAAGCCCACAUUUUUUGCACCUUGGAGCCUCUGAGGGGUAGAUAGAUGCCCCUUUACUGUUUUACAGCAGAAAUACGCCUGAUUUCAUACAUCUAAAGAGUUGGGCUGUGGAGACAGUGCAGGCGCUGCUGUUAGCUGGGCUGACUCAGCUCCAAUGGCGGCCGGUUUUGACCCGGUCUGACCCCGGUUCGAGCUUUGCGGUGACCUCUGAUCUCUCCGGUCCUGGCUCUCCACCUGCUCUGCUGCCUGGGUUCCGGAACGCUCCGCCCUGGGGCCCAGAACGAGCCAAUCAGAAUGAAGAAGAGCCGCAGCGUGCUGUCGGUGACUGGAGAAGAGGUGAGACAGGGGAAUGAAUUAGACGUAACAGAUGCUGUGGAGAAGGCGGAGUCGUCUCGCUACAGCCGAUCCUACACAUCCGGGGCCACGCUGGGGGCCGAGCUGCGCAGGGGACGGACCAGAAGACUGUCUCCCAGUCUCCAGGUACCCUGCUGGCUCCGCCCUCGAGAUCGCACCCGUUCCCCCGACAUCUUGAGCAAUAUGUCGCGUCCCACAACGCUUCCUCUCCGCAUUCCUCCUCGCAUCUCCAUCACGCAAGUGGAUACGGACAGUAACGAAGCAGAGAAUGGAGUAUCUCCCGCUCACACUCCUCUGGGCUCCCAGAGUCCAAGCCGCACAUUAAACACCUCACUGCCUCAGGGCCAGAGAAGAGAGUCCUUCCUCUACAGAUCUGACUCGGACUACGACAUGUCCCCCAAGGCCGUCUCCCGUAAUUCUUCUCUCGCCAGCGAAGGGCACACAGCAGAAGACUUCAUUGUCACACCUUUUGCUCAAGUACUGGCCAGUCUGCGAUCAGUACGGAGCAACUUUACCAUCCUUGCCAAUGUCUCCACACCGAUAGUCAAGAGGUCUCCUUUAGGUGGAGUGUGUGUCAGCCCCAGGGGGACACUCUCGGACCAGCAGUACCAACAGCUGGCCCUGGACACACUGGAGGAGCUGGACUGGUGUUUGGACCAGCUAGAGACCAUUCAGACGCACCGCUCCGUCAGCGAAAUGGCUUCCAACAAGUUUAAGAGGAUGCUGAACAGGGAACUGUCUCACUUGUCAGAGAUGAGUCGCUCUGGGAACCAGGUGUCAGAAUACAUCUCCAGCACUUUUCUGGACAAGCAGAACGAGGUGGAAAUCCCGUCUCCGACGCUCAAAGAGAAAUCCAUGAGUCACAUCAGUGGUGUGAGGAAACUGUCCCACAGCUCCAGCCUCUCCAGUGCCUCCAUGCCUCGCUUUGGGGUCAACACGGACCACGAGGACGAGCUCGCCAAGGAACUGGAGGAUCUAAACAAGUGGAGUUUUAACAUAUUCAAAGUAGCAGAGUUCUCCAACAACAGGCCGCUCAGCUGCAUCAUGUACGCCAUUUUUCAGGAACGUGAGCUCCUGAAGACAUUUCGAAUACCUGUUGACACUUUUGUCACUUACGUGAUGACCCUAGAGGACCAUUACCAUGGAAACGUAGCUUACCACAACAGCCUCCAUGCUGCAGAUGUCGCCCAGUCCACACAUGUGCUCCUCUCCACGCCUGCUCUGGAUGCCGUCUUCACCGACCUGGAGAUCCUCGCCGCUCUGUUUGCUGCAGCUAUCCACGAUGUAGACCACCCCGGAGUUUCCAACCAGUUCCUCAUCAACACCAACUCAGAGUUGGCGCUGAUGUACAACGACGAGUCGGUCCUGGAGAACCACCACCUGGCCGUGGGCUUCAAGCUCCUGCAUCAGGAGAACUGCGACAUUUUCCAGAACCUCACCAAGAGGCAGCGGCAGAGCCUGCGCAAACUCGUCAUCGAUAUGGUGUUGGCCACAGACAUGUCUAAACAUAUGACACUGCUGGCUGAUCUGAAGACCAUGGUGGAAACCAAGAAGGUGACGAGUUCAGGUGUUUUGCUGCUAGAUCACUACACAGAGAGGAUACAGGUACUCAGGAACAUGGUCCACUGUGCCGACCUGAGCAACCCAACAAAACCCCUACCGUUAUACAGGCAGUGGACGGAGAGGAUUAUGGAGGAGUUCUUCCGACAGGGCGACAAAGAACGAGAGAGGGGGAUGGAGAUCAGCGCCAUGUGCGACAAACACACUGCCUCGGUGGAGAAGAGUCAGGUCGGCUUCAUUGACUACAUUGUUCACCCUCUGUGGGAGACUUGGGCCGACCUGGUGCACCCAGAUGCCCAGGAGAUCCUGGACACCUUAGAGGAGAACAGGGACUGGUACCUCAACACCAUGCCCCAAUCGCCUUCGCCUCCCCCUGACAGACACCUCCAGCAUGACCGCUUCCAGUUUGAACUCACACUGGAGGAGCUGGAGCACAACAAUCACAACAACAUGUACAGAAGGAGCGGCAGGAACAGCCGGAAAGCCACGUGUGAUGACAGCAACGGGGAGAGAACGCAAGAAGACACUGAAGAGGAGGAGCAGAAGCUGGAGGAUGCUGAAGAAGAGGAUGAGGAGAACCACAAUGGCGAACAGAAUGGAAUACAGGAGGAAGAGGAGGAACGCACUGACGGAAAUGAAGGGGAGGAAGCCGAAGAGGAGCUAGAAGAAGUCCAAGAGGCGCAAGGAGGGGAAGAAGUCAACGGUGAACAAGAUGAAGAAAUAAAAGAAGAGGAGGAGAAAGAUGAGGCAGAGGUGACCAAGGAUGAGGUUGAAGUUGAGGAAGCUGAAGUAGAUGAAAACCAAGAAGAGGAAGAGAAUGUAGAAGUAGAGGAGGAGACAAAGGAGAAUGAAGCUGAAGGCAGCACAGAAGAUGGUAAAGAGGACGGGACAGAAAUGGACAGUAAAGACGAGGAGGCAGAAGACAAUGCAGAAGAGGAAGAAGAAGCCCCUCAGGAGGGCGAAGAAGAACAAAAAGAAGAGGAGAGUUAGCUGAAGAAAGUAUCAAUGAGGAAAACUGCCAAAGGGGGGAUAAUCAGGAUCCCAGCGCGACCGCGAACGAGUGUGAAAAAGAGCCGAAACGUGUCCGUCUUUCCAGCGAAUGCGCUCUAACUGCUUUAAUAUCUGAAAGUCAGGUUGGACUUUUCUUUAGAGCAAUAUUUUUGCACCAACGGUGAAGCAUCAGAGACGAGGAAACUCUUUGGAUUUUUCUAAGCAGCCUAGUCAUUGCAGGAAGCGGAUCAUCAGGUAGUGACAGAAACUGGGGUCUUCCAAUCCUGUCGGUGCAUCUAUCACUGCCGUUUGGGAUAAAUGGGGAGAUAUUAGUAACAAGACUGAGGUUUAGGGGCUCGGGGAGGUUUAAUCAACCGUUUUGUAGCUCUUGGGAAUAAAUUAAAGGAAAAAAAUAUAUGCUGAAAUAAUGUACAUGCAAAUAAGUGUGUGCCUGUUUCUCGGUUGUUAUAGACUGUCACGCGUUGUUUCUUGGUCACCGUCUAAUGUCUUAUUGAUGAGGACCAUAACACACACACACAUACACACAGACCAUAAUAACUCAAAAGCAAAUCUUAAAAUUACGACGCCAUAUUAGGGCCAUUGUAGAUAGAAAAAAAGGAGUACCUACAAUAACCCUAAUACGCCGUUGUGUAAAAUAAAUUCAGAAAAGAGGUAAAAAAAAAACGCCACCAGGAAGGUGUAACUUGCCAUCUUUUAUUGAAUACGAACCCAUUUUUCAACCUGUGAGCAGAUUGUUUCACACACAGAAUCAGCCAGAGCUCCUCACUUCCAGCAACGAAACUGGUUUUCUGACCCGACUGUUCUCGUCACAGUGGGAAACCUACGAGGCUGGUGUAUUGUAUGUUGUCGAUGUUCAGUCGUGUGGAGAUUACAAAUAAAUAAUCGCACCGAGUGUUUAUGCCAUUGUGACAUUGUCACCUGAGUUGUGCCAAAACGUCCCACAACCAGCACUGAGCAAUGCAGCCUCUGGAGAGGGCGGCUACUGAUCACGAAGCAAUGAAUCCGUGGGACCAGGCCAACAGGUGUAUGAAUAUGGUCUUCCACAAAUGUAUGUUUGUGUUUUUUGUAAAAAAAAAAAAAAAAAGAGAGAGAGAGAAAGAAAAAGACAAAAAAUUUAUUUGGCACUUUAUCAAACACCCUUGUUGCAUAUAUGUACAUAAUAAACAUGUAUUUUAAUCUGCUGAUGUCAUAUAUUAAAUAUGAUUAACUCA